Phaedon cochleariae (mustard beetle) is the source of this 1182-nucleotide messenger RNA. NCBI's taxonomy places the organism in Eukaryota, Metazoa, Arthropoda, Insecta, Coleoptera, Chrysomelidae. The record is from the annotation of a GenBank genome assembly.
UCAAUCCAGAGACCAGAUUUUGCUAGAACUCUGAUUCCUUAUUGUCUGUGAUAAUCACUUUCUCAAAUACUCUAGCUCAAAUGAAUCAAAUCUCAAAUCAUCAAGUGAUUCAAAAAUAGAAUGGAAUUUUGUAUACCUAUAUUUAUAUAUACAGGGUGAUACCAUUUGUCUAGAUACAGAACUAGAGGUUAUGUCAAAUGUCAAACAGAUGUUUGUCAAUUGUUCUGUGGCAUUUGUAAACAAAAUAAAUUUCAUUUCAAAGAAAGUGUGUGAGAAUUUACAAAUAUAAUCAAUGAACAAUAUAUUAUUUUUAUAAUAUGUUGUGUAUAGUAUUAUUAAGUGUUGUUCAAAGUGAAGUGUAUUAAGAAACAAUAUAAUGACUUCAAUUGAAUCAGGUGUUCAAUUAUUCUCAAGACUGAACCAGAAAACCUUCUUAGAAGGCAUCAAUCCCCACAUUUUCCCAGAAGGCCCCUAUCCAAACCAAAUUGUGGAAAUCACAGGACACCCCAAUGUCUGCAAAGAUGAUUUGCUGAUAGAUUUAUUAGUGAAAUGUAUACUGCCUACUGAGUAUUGCAGUGAAUGGAAGGGGUCAGGAGCUGUUUUCAUCAACACAGAAUUUCAAAUCAAUCUCUUCAAAAUCAUCAAGGUGAUUGAAACACAUCUGAAUUAUAAAAAUGUGAAAGAGGGCAGGAAGGGUAUAAUAGAGGAUUCAUUGAAGAAUCUCACCAUUUACAACUGUUAUGGACCUGAAGAGUUGGAAAUAACCAUCCUGAGUCUGCAGAAGUUUAUUUAUAGUAAUGAAAAUGUCAAUCUAGUUCUUAUUGAUAAUAUCACUGCCCACUACUGGAUAGCAAGGCAGAGUUCAAAGAUGUUGAGUUAUUAUCAACAUUCAAUGAAGAUGCUGGAGAAGCUUUAUAAUGUUAUCAAGGAUCUGAAUACUCUCCUGGUAUAUGUCAGAAAUGACAAAGAAUCUUCCAGAAAAAAUGCCUCUAUGAAAAUAGACUACAGAAUAGAAGUUAUUGAAUAUGAGGAUAAGUUUAAAGCAGUAGUCACAAAUUUUGGGAAUGAGAGCACUGGUACUAUUGAGUUCAAAGUAGACAUCAUUGUACUGUUUUGUGUUUAGUGGAUUUUUUUCACGUUUUUAUGCUCAUAUGUAAUAGGUGUACAAUAAAAAUUGAAUUU